This is a messenger RNA of Tribolium madens (black flour beetle), 1968 nucleotides long. RefSeq names its product putative nuclease HARBI1. Lineage: Eukaryota; Metazoa; Arthropoda; Insecta; Coleoptera; Tenebrionidae. The transcript has a single exon. The record is from RefSeq and is a predicted model, not a curated record.
AAUUUUUUGAUUUAUUUUUAAAUAGAUGAAUAAUUAGAAGUUUUGAAAUGAACUAACAAUUCUCUUCUUGAGGGGUGCAGAUGCAUAUCUUUGCUUUGAACAAACGCAAUAAAACGAUCAUGUUUGUGAGUUACACCCUGCGAUCCAGCCCUGUUCUAUAAUUUAUUACUUUAUUACCAGUAGGUACCCGGGUCGUAUCUAUCGGCCUUUCAAAUUUGCUGUCGUUGAUGGAGAUAUGAACACCGAUGAGUGCAAAAGUGAUAGCCGACUGACGCAUAGAAAAUCGGUUAAAAAUGACGAAUUGCAAUGUUGUAUGACACAAAAAAAUUAAACAUACAACUGCAGUUCAGGAUUUACCGUUAUCUUCUACGAUGAAGAGCCUUAAGCAGGUAUUACAUUAUGCGAGCUCUCGUACGAGUUCACAAUUCGAGAACUCGAAAAUGUUACUCGUGGCUGUGACUUUGUAAAACAAAUAUGAUUUGCUUUACAUUGUGCAAAGUGAUCGAAUUGCGCGCGCACUUCGCAGUCUGUCACUUGUCAGUGUCACUUAUGUCUGUAGUUGUGUCAAAACUGUUAAAACCGUUAAAACCGACAAUAAUAAUAAUAAUAAUUAAAUAAUACAUAAUGGAUUGUUAUAAUUUACUAAUGUUGGCUAAAGUUUCGGUACAGUUAACGCUUCUGUUACUGUUACGUAUUCAAAAACACAAGCAUUUGAAUGCAAAAAAGCCCCGUAAUAGUUAUGGACCAGAAAGUGGCUUCUAAGACGAAAUGAGGGGCUGGGCAUUUCAAGUUUGGUGUUCAACGAAUUGAGAUAUGAAGAUCCAUCAAGUUUUAAAAACUUUACAAGAAUGACAGCUGUCACGUUUUUUGAUCUUUUAGCUAAAGUGAGAAACCAGAUUCAAAAGUAAGAUACUACUUUUCGGGAAUGUAUUUCGCCAAAAAUAAGAUUAUUGGUAACGUUACGAUAUCUAGCAACAGGUGAGACUAUGCAAAGUCUCAGUUAUACGUUCAGAAUUUCUGAACCAUCUUUAAGCAUUUUAAUUCCUGAAACGUUAGAUGCUGUAUAUGGUGCAUUAAAGAAAAAAUAUCUAAAGACACUCAGCAGAAAAGAAGAGUGGAAGGCGAUAGGGGACAAAUUCUAUAAGUUGUGGAACUUUCCUAGUUGCUUGGGUGCUUUAGAUGGAAAGCACAUUGCCUUUCGUGCCAAAAGGAAAGAUGGUUCCUUUUAUUUUAAUUACAAAGGUUUUCACAGCAUAAUCCUGUUAGCUCUAGUUGACGCUGAGUAUAAUUUUAUAUAUGUGGACGUAGGCUGCAACGGACGAGUUAAUGACAGUGGGGUUUAUAAUAAUUCAGAGUUGAGUAAAGCAAUCGAUGAAAAUUUACUGGAUUUUCCAGAGGAUGCCAACUUGCCGAAAAGUGGUCUUAAAGUUCCAUAUGUAAUAGUUGGAGAUGAUGCGUUCAGGUUAUCAAGAAGGAUUAUGAAGCCUUUUGGACAAAGGUCGAAUGAUGCAGAAAAAAUUUUUAAUUAUAGAUUAAGCCGCAGUAGAAGAGUUGUCGAAAAUGCGUUUGGCAUUCUAGCAAACCGUUUCCAAAUAUUACAACGCGAUAUUAAUUUAAAGUUCAAAAAGUAACCUUAACCUGUUGUGCACUACACAAUUAUAUUAAAGAAAAAGAUGGCCAGAGAUACAUGGGCACAGUUGAUGUUGAAAAUACAGAUUCAGCUACUUUAACACCAGGAGCGUGGAGACAACAUGUGUGUGUAACAGAUUUACAAAGAAGCAAGGUUAAUAGGUCAUCGGUGGAACCUCUUGAAAUACGAAAAAAGUUUUUGGAGUAUUUUAAUGACAUAGGAGCAGUUCCCUGGCAGAGAGACGCAAUAAAAAAAUUUAAUUUUUAAAACAGUUUUAUUCAGAAAUUACAAACAUGUAUUUAAUUCUAGUUGCCUUAUUACAAUUGUAAUUCAAUAAA